This is a messenger RNA of Arachis duranensis, 449 nucleotides long. RefSeq names its product nuclear pore complex protein NUP50A-like. The coding region runs from base 11 to 331 and encodes 106 amino acids. The transcript has a single exon. NCBI's taxonomy places the organism in Eukaryota, Viridiplantae, Streptophyta, Magnoliopsida, Fabales, Fabaceae. Gene Ontology annotation, cellular component: nuclear pore. The record is from RefSeq and is a predicted model, not a curated record.
UCUUUAUCCAAUGGAAGAUGCUGAUAACCUUCCACCAUCAAAGAAAAGGGUCGCCGGAAGGGAGUUCAUCCGAGAUACUCCUUUUGAUGAUGAGGAGGAGGAUUCCCCUGAGGUUGAGGGUGGAACAUUCAAAAGAACCAGUGAUGAGGUUCUAGCAACAAGAAGAAUUGUUAAAGUUGGUCGCCGACAGACUAAUUCUGCUCCUUCUUCAAAUCCUUUCGCAGGAAUACACUUGGUCACCCCUACUGAGGCUACAGCAGAAAAGCAAUCAGCUGAUGAGUACACUGCUACUGAUGAUUCAAAAGACCCCGAGGAAGAAAAAAAUCAGUGAAAGGGUGAAACUUGUGAGCCGGAGGAUAAAUCUUCUGUAGGGGAAAGUAAUGCUGAGAAGAAUAACGAUGGCAAACUAGAUGCAAAGAAUGAAACUAAGAAUGACAAUAAAAGUGAAA